This is a messenger RNA of Schistosoma mattheei, 1854 nucleotides long. The record is from the annotation of a GenBank genome assembly. NCBI's taxonomy places the organism in Eukaryota, Metazoa, Platyhelminthes, Trematoda, Strigeidida, Schistosomatidae.
UUUACAGACGAUAUUCAUUAAGUCGUGAAACAAAUGAUCCUACUAAAUUUUCAACUAGUAAUACAUCAAGUAGUAUGAGUAGUGGAUAUCACAGUGGUUUAUCAACCGGUGAACAUACUGUUGAUCCUAGUCGCCGUUGUAGUGAUAAUUCAUAUGAUCAAUUCAUGUUAUCAGUGAAAGGAGAAGGUAUUAUGAAAAGCAAUGAAGAUAAUUGUAUACCAUGGGAAAUUACAAAUAUUCAAACAGGUCAAUCAAUACCAAGAGCAUUAAUCAAAGGGAAACUACCAAACGAUGCAACUAUGUUAAAUGAUGUUAUCAAGUAUUCGAUUGAUUCAUCUAUGCCAACAACAAAAAAGAGUUAUUCAUCAACUGUAAACUUGGAUGAUCUUUUUGAUAGAAGUUUAGAUACUACUGUGAAUAACAAUACGACUAACAACAAUGACAACAACAACAACAAUGUUGGUAACACUAAUCUUAUGAAUAGACCUCUUUCAGCGAUUGGUAGUCGACGUCAUCAUUCUACAUCUGAUGGUUCUGGAAAUAUCUGCUCUUCAACUGUUGGAGGUACUACUAAUACUGCGACCACUACUACUAUUACGACGACGACUACAAAUACUUCUUAUCAUCAUAAUGUUAAAUCGAAUCCUUCAUGGUCAAAUGAUUCAAUCGGUAAAUCAAGAAUGACACAUUGGUAUGGUAAUAGUAAUGUUGAAACGAAAAUGAAAAAGGUUGUCAAUACCAAAGGAAAUAUAUUUCUACAAAGGAAUGAUUUCAAUGUAUUCAUGAAUUUACCGAAUUAUAAACAAAAUGCUUAUUUCAUUCAAAUGGAUGAUGAUAGUUGUACAGGAAAUGAAGAUACACGUGCAUUUCUAUUAGCACAGUUAACAAAUCACCGAGUUUCUGAAGUCUACUGUUUAGCAUGUCAACAAAUUCUGCCAAUUUAUGAUCAUUUUCCUGUGAUAGAUGGUAUCUUUUUCAUCAGUCCACUAUGUCAUCGUUCUAAUGAAGGUCAUCGUAAGGGUGGUGGCCUACGGGUCACUUGGCAUACAAAUGGUAUACAAAAUCAAUCUGUUCAACAACAACAACAACAGCAAACUCAUCGGGCACACAAUGCUACUACUAACAACACUGAUAACAGUAGUAUCAGUAAUCAUUUAAUUUCAUCGACAAAUGAUUAUCAAUCUAUCAAUGAAGUAGCUUUGAAACUUUUGGCUCCAUUAAAGAUUAUCUCACCACCACCUGGUUGUCUUGGACCUAGGCAACAAUUAAAUUCAACACAGCAUAAUAUGAUUAGUACUGGUACCGUUGGGGGUGGGAGCUCAAAUCAAGGUGCUGGUAAUAAUAAUAACAAUAGUAGUAUACCAUCUAGAUUUUCAACAAAUCAUUCAUCUACUAGGCAAUGCCGUUAUUUACAUGCUCUAUGCUUGAAUUGUAUGCAUUCAGAAAAUUUGGUUGCCACUGGUCGAGUAAAUGAUUUAAAACGUAUCAAAUGCAAAAUUUGUAGUAAACCAUGGUCUGGCAAUUCAUUACUAGUUGGUGGUCUUUACACUUAUGAUAUAUUUGCUGCUGUACCAUGUGUUCAGCUCAUUUAACAUGUGGUUCAUGUCAAUCACGUUUAGAUAGUUUAUCACUAUCAUCCAAUUCAACAAUAUCGUCCCCCUACUCCUCCUCACCCUCAACAACAACUACUACUACAAGUACAUUACAAUUAUCAUCAAAUGAUCUACCUCAUCAACAUCAAUAUCAUGAUCAGAAUCAAUUUUCAAUCAAUAAUAUUGAUCAAUCCCUAAAUAAUCUUACAAUUAAAUCUUAUCCAUUAAAUUAUUUUAGUCAAUAUAGUAAUUUAAUUAUUUG